This is a messenger RNA of Olea europaea var. sylvestris, 1128 nucleotides long. RefSeq names its product pentatricopeptide repeat-containing protein At2g15690, mitochondrial-like. Lineage: Eukaryota; Viridiplantae; Streptophyta; Magnoliopsida; Lamiales; Oleaceae. Gene Ontology annotation, molecular function: RNA binding; protein binding. The record is from RefSeq and is a predicted model, not a curated record. The coding region runs from base 1 to 1128 and encodes 375 amino acids. The transcript has a single exon. Gene Ontology annotation, biological process: RNA modification.
AUGGUUUCAUCUCUAGUGUCCAUUAGCAGAGCUUCAUUUUGCACAGUUGUCAAUUUCUCCUUCAAUAAGGUACGCCCUAUUUUCCCUUUCAUUUCUAUCCUCAAAACCCUAAAACUAAAUCCUUCAUUCCCGACCCUCAGAAUCCUCUCCACCUCAGCUUUCUCUGAGAGUUUUCAGAGGUCAAGCCCUCAACCCUCCGAUCCUUCUUGGAGUUUUAAUCAAAUCCCAGACGAUCAGUGGAAGAACAAUGAUUUUGGAAAUCCCAGUACGAACAGUAAUUAUAAAGAUCAAAGUUAUGCAAAUAAUUAUAGUAUGAAUCGGGGUAAUCCGUAUCCUGGAGAUCCUAACCGGACCCCUAAUUUUCCCCCUCCUCAGAAUCAGAACUAUCGACCAGCGAGUGGUAACGUUAACCAGUGGAAUAAUGACAACCAAAAUAAUCGGUUCCCACAAAACCAAAACCCUAAUUUGAGCCAAAAUUAUCCUCGACAAGGUGGGUUUCAGAGUCAGGGUUCUCCCCAAAACUUUCGUCAGAGGCAGAAUUAUCCGCAGCCUGGAGGUGGAAAUCAUAAUCAGGGAUAUUUACAAAUGCAAAACCCCACUUCACAUGAUCAGAAUGCUGUGAAUAGUCAAGUUGUUGAUUUAUUGAGUCUGUGCCGAGAGGGUAAGGUUAAAGAAGUAAUUGAACACAUGGAGAAUGGGGUGCAAGCCGAUGCUGAGUGUUUUAGCUUGCUAUUUAGUUUGUGUGGGAAUUCGAAAAAAUUGGAGGAUGCAAAGAAAGUGCACGAUUACUUCUUGCGGUCGACCUUUAGGAGCGAUCUUCUGUUGAAUAAUCGGGUGCUUGACAUGUACUCGAAGUGUGGAAGUAUGACAGAUUCCCGGAGAGUUUUUGAUCACAUGCCUGAUCGGAAUAUGGAUUCCUGGCACUUGAUGAUUUAUGGGUAUGCAGCGAACGGGCUUGGUGACGAUGGGUUGGCUUUGUUUGAGCAGAUGAGAAAGUUGGGGUUACAGCCCAGUGGGGAAACUUUUCUUGCUGUUUUAGAGGCCUGUGCUAGUGCUGAAGCAAAAAAAAAUGAUCGUCUCCUCAAUGGCGCAACUAUAAGACUUAUUCAUCUGAAAUGUUACAAGUGA